GUACUUCUAGUCCAGCACGCGGCCGGGCCAGUAGACGUUCCUUCGAAGCGACAGCAGCGCUACAGGCGGCGGCGGCGACAGUCGCCGCGUUGCAUGCCGGGAGCGCCGCCGACCACGCCACAGCUCGCGAGCCUCGGCUCCUCACGGCGACUGCCAUGUUGGAAAAGAGUGCAGAGUUCCUGGGCGUGCUCGCGUCGUAACCGCGCCGAUCCGCAGUUUCAACGGUUUUUAAACCGCGCGCAAGCGGUUCGCCGGACAUGCGAGCGUCGCGAACUUGUCUCGGAGCGUCGCAGCGCCGCCGCGUCGCGCCAUGGAGCGCCCCGGAGCUCUGCUUCGCCGCGAACGCGUGAAUUUGCCCACCGCGCGGAGUGUGUGCGAGGAGCAGGAACAGGAGCGGGCGACGAGCUAACCACGCCGCUCGACGUCGCCUGUACAGUUACUCGUCUCUCGACGCCGCCGUCUCCUCGUCCGUUGUCGUCGCCGCGGGAAUGUGUUUCGUCCGCCUGCGGGAGCAGCCAGAGGCCCUGGCCGCCGCGUGCUAGCCCGUCGGAGACAGCUGCCGCAGCAGCGGCGGCAGCAGCAGCAGCAGCAGCGGCGGAGCAGCAGUCGAUACAAACGGAGCCCGACCCAGCCGCCGCCGCCACCGCCACCACCGCCGUGACGCGGGGUAGACUGCCGUCUUGCUGCCAUGGGGGCGGGUGCCUCCGCCGCCAGCCCGCCGCCCCUGCCCCGCGCCGCCCGCCCCCCGUGCUGGUGUUGACCGGCCUCGGCGCUGACAUGCCGCUCCCGCCACCGCCACCACCGCUCCUGCUGCUCCUUCGAGGAAUUCAGAUCAGCAAUACUUGUGUUUGGUGGUGUCUUGUGGUGUCUGUCAAGUUUAAGAAAAAGGAAGGGUGUCUGUUUGGGGGUGGUCGGGUACUGCAGUGCAAUUUUUUUGAGUUCUUGCCGGUUGCCUGGACGUGGCCAUCCGCCGUCCUGGAGUCCCACCCGGCACAAGUGUCCGGCAGUACCCCCCAUGGUUUGAUGGUAUUGUUGAAUGCUGCGGCGGAUGCACAGAACACGCCAGCGACGCCGGGAGGAGGUGGAGGAGGAGCUGCCCGUGUGGGUGGUGGAGGAGGAGGAGUCAUGGAUACUUCUGUGGUGGUACAGGCGUCUGGAAAACGACCAGAUGCCUGGCAUAAACACGACCAGUUGAUGCUAAUGGAGAAGCAAAAGAAACUGAGUGUCAAUCAAAAUUGUGUUUGUCAAGUUGUGCCGAAUUUGCAGCCCAUGAAACGGGGGAGAGCGGCGGCGGGGGCGGCGCGCCGGGCGGCGUGGCGGGGGGCGGCGGGUCGCCUCGGGCCGCCACAUGCGCCGCUCUACGGCCGCCUCGUGCCCGAGGAGCAGCUGGCGCGCGUCGAUGGCCGCGCGGCCGCCGCGCCGCCGCCCGCGCCGCCGGCGCGGGGCGCGGGCCGCCGGCGGCGGGGCGGCGGGCGGCGCGGCGGCGGCGCGGCGGGCGGCGUGGGCGUGGGCGGCGGCGCGGGCGGGCAGGCGACGCCCGCCGACAUCCAGGCCAUGCAGGCGCGCAUCCCGCUGUCCUUCCGGGACCCCUGCGCCGCGCCGCUGCGCAAGCUCUCCGUCGACCUCAUCAAGACCUACAAGCACAUCAACGAGGUGUACUACGCGAAGAAGAAGCGGCGAGCGCAGCAGCCGCAAGGUGAGGACUCGUCGCACAAGAAGGAGCGCAAGCUGUACAACGACGGCUUCGACGACGACAACCACGACUACAUCGUCAAGCACGGCGAGAAGUUCCUCGACCGCUACGAGAUCGACUCGCUCAUCGGCAAGGGCUCCUUCGGCCAGGUGCGUGGCGCGCUCGCCAUUGCUGACUGA
This is a messenger RNA of Gryllus bimaculatus (two-spotted cricket), 1872 nucleotides long. Lineage: Eukaryota; Metazoa; Arthropoda; Insecta; Orthoptera; Gryllidae. The record is from the annotation of a GenBank genome assembly.